Durusdinium trenchii is the source of this 2092-nucleotide messenger RNA. The record is from the annotation of a GenBank genome assembly. NCBI's taxonomy places the organism in Eukaryota, Dinophyceae, Suessiales, Symbiodiniaceae.
GUUCUCCGCCCAUGGCUAUCUGGCGUUGUUCCCUUUCACACACGCCUUCGCAGCAAGCUGCCUGGAGCCAUUGGAGGAGCCCCCCUCACCACGAAUUCUUUGGAGGAAGAUCUGUGGAACGCCUUCGCCAGAUCAGCCCAAAUGACUUCGACGAGCGCAUACGACUGGGGAAGCCAUUCAUCAUCGAAGACGCAGGCGAGAACUUGGACUUGGUUGGCUCCACCUGUCAGCAGUUCCAUGAGCGAUUUCCGUCUGCCAAGAUGCGUGCCGAGUACUCCGGUGGCCGGAGAGAGAUGUUCGUUUCGCUUGGAAGCAAGGCAUGGUUUGAGAAGGACCGGCCUCAAAGAGCUCUCCAGGACCUUCCCGGGAGUCUGGCUGCCACCAACGCACCCUACGUAUGGCACGUGAAGGACGGAGGCCAUGAAGCGCCACCCGAAGUGCGUGCUGCAGUGCAAGAGGCAUGGCAGCCGCCCUAUUUCGUGCGUGGUGCUGUGAACCUGCGGGAGGCCAACGAGUCGGCGGAGUUCUGGUUUCAUCGCCGCAAUGGAGCUGUGAUGGCCCAUGCGGACACUUACUGCAUACCUGCUGUUUCCCUGCAGAUCACUGGCCAGAAGCAUUGGCGCCUCAUGCCGCACCCAAAGGUGCACUUUUCGCGGGAUGCGCCCGAGCCGCACGAUGGCGGGAUCUAUGGAGCUGAUUGGCUUCCAUUUUGGGAAGCCACUGUGCAGCAGGGUGAGGCUAUUGUGUUCUUCCCCAACAUCUUCCACGAAACGCAUGUUCCUGAGGACAAUCCCGAGUGCACAGUCGCCACCACUUUCCAGAUUCAGCUGCCCAUCCCGGCGCGCUACUUGAGAGCAUACUUGCCCACUUUUGCUAUGUCACACCUCUACUAUGAGGGCCACUGCCGCGACCUUUGGGAUCCGUAUGCCACCCUGCGACCACCGAAGGCGGCCAAAGCUACAACGAAGGAGGCCGCAAUAGAAAAGGAACACGCUUCCUUGGUGGCAUCAAUCGACGACGAUGAGGACGGCUUCAUCUCAUUGGAAGAACUGGAGGCCUUCUUAUCGGCUCAGCGCCAUGUGGCCUCUGCAGGGCGGCUGUGGGCCGCCCCAUGGCCCCGCUGGUUUUAUAGCGAGGAUUAUUUCUAUGAUUGGCGCCCUGAGAGCUCGCUGGUUGAAGAGAUGCAGGCCGAAUUGCUCAAGGCCAGAAUCCAGGAUUCUAUGGCAUACUUGGACUGCUGCCCGGCAGAUGGUUUUGUCUCAUCUUUUGAGCUCUUCUCAGCUCUCCGGCAGUGGCAUGUGGUGCACAAGCGUUUACAGGCUGCAGAGCGGCUCAGGCUGCAGGGGAAACAGCACAAGGUUCACAAGCUCGAGCUUGACUUUGCAACGAAGUUGCUUGCCAAGUUGUUCUACCAAUCAAAGUUAAACAGCUCCAUCGACGAUGUGUUUUUACCAAGAUUUUCUCAUUGGCAGCAAUAGAAUGCUAGUAAUCAAUAUCACAUCCUCAUUGCAGACAAUUGAUGUGAGGGUUUCAAAACAAACAUUUGGGCUGUGCACAUGUUCCAGAAACAUGUGGUUGGGACACAGCACACUCUAUACAUCGUUAUUGAUUUACAUAUAUUCCUUAUGAAAACACAUCAGGGCAUUGGGUGCCAAAACGGGCAGGGUGAGCUUUCAUAACUGAGGGUUGUCCGAUUGCAUCCAAUUGCCAGAUCCGCUCUUUCGAGAACGUGUUGCGAUCUCCAGGAGCUUUUCCUUGGUGACAUCUCCGAGUAAGCAAGCCCACGACCAUAUGCUCGAACUGCACAGUAGGCCCUGCGGUCUUGUUCCGACUUGUGCACCUUGCAGAUGUACCCAGGUAUGCUGGCUUUGCCAAAGCUGAGUUGUGACGCGGCCCACGUAAAAUUGCAACAUCUCCGGGAUGAAGAGCUGUUUCUUCCCUGCAAGUUUGCAGACGUGAGGUAUGAGAACAUGCAUGAAGAUGCAAGAAGAAAACAGAGAUGAACAAUAGAGGGGGCCUUGUUCCUUCUUUCAAUAUUUUCAUGUUUUUUUUUGUUUUUUCUUUUUCUUCUUCUUCUUUUUCUUCUUCUUCU